Messenger RNA from Drosophila gunungcola (fruit fly), 925 nucleotides. RefSeq lists its product as uncharacterized. The transcript has 2 exons. NCBI's taxonomy places the organism in Eukaryota, Metazoa, Arthropoda, Insecta, Diptera, Drosophilidae. The coding region runs from base 113 to 925 and encodes 270 amino acids. The record is from RefSeq and is a predicted model, not a curated record.
AUGGUGGUAAAUAAAUGUUAUUCACUUUAUACCCAAAAACACUCAUGAUUUUCACAUAAAAAACACACACACAAAAUCAAAGCGGCAAGGACCGAAUAGACACCCAUUACCCAUGCUGAGUAAAAAGAGUGACCCUACUGGAGAUGAUAGCUCUACCGUAAUUGUGCAGGCGGAAAAUGGUUUUGGGAAUAAAACCGGAGCGCCACCACCCAUUGGCUGGAACAUUAGGGACAGUGGACAGCUACGGAACAACGAAAUACCAGGCUACCUGACCGAAAUCCACCUCAGUCACAGGCAGAUCACCAAUCGCUUUGUAGAGCUACUCAAUUUGUUCGAAGAUUACACCAAAGUCCUGGACAGUGAGCAUGAGAAUCAUGCUGGCGGUUCUACUCGGCUAAAACGAGUCCUUUCCGAACAGCUUGCCUUGAAGAAAGAGGAUGAAAAUGUGGAGCUUAGAGCAUCGAGUGCCACGCAGUUGUCGGACUCCACACUCAAGCCCACCUGUGAGGUGAGCAGCCAGACAUCCUGGAGUGCAGUGAAUCAAAAGCAGGCCGACACCAAGGAUUUGGAGGCAAAACUGGCGGCCGUGGGAGGAGAAAGUGCUGGUCCGGAGAGGGAGAAGCCGAGCAAAGUGCUGCAGCACACGAUCCACAUCGAGGUGGAGUCGGUGACAUCGGCCACGGAUAUGCAAAGGGCACCCCUGGGUCAAAGGAUGUGGCAUGUCCUGGUGCAGACGGGCGAUGCGAUUGCCGCCUGCGCAUCCCUGAUCUUUGAGAAUUUCAUCUAUUUCCUGUUCAUUGUCCUGUGCCUGUGGUGCCUUUUCUUGUUGAUCUGCCACUAUUACAGCUUCUUGCAGACCAAUGUCAACCAGCAGACAGAAUUAAAGCGCGAUUCGGUAAAAGGGGCCCAGGCCAAACAGUUGUGA